AUGACGAAGCGCGGAGCCGAAGGAGACGCUGCAGAAGCGCGCCCCAAGAAGACGCACUGGGGAGAAAAUGGGGAAAACAGUGAAGAGGACGUCCAGUGCGCUGAUGAAGAUGAAGUGGACCCCAGAAUUCAGGGAGAACUGGAGAAGUUAAACCAGUCUACAGAUGACAUUAAUCGGUGGGAAAGUGAACUUGAGGACUACCGCCAGCGUUUUCGGGCAGUCCUGGUGGAAGCGACAAUGAAGCUGGACGAGCAGAUGAAGAGGAUUGGCAGAGCUGUGGACGACUCCAAACCGUACUGGGAGGCUCGCAAAGUGGCCCGACAGGCCCAGAUUGAAGCUCAGAAGGCCGCUCAGGAAUUCCAGCGGGCCGUUGAGAUCCUGAGAGCCGCCAAAGAAACCAUCUCUCUGGCUGAAGAGAGGCUGCUGGAGGAGGACAGCCGUCAGUUCGACUCCGCUUGGCAGGAGAUGCUGAACCAUGCUACGCAAAGGGUAAUGGAGGCAGAGCAGGCAAGGACACGCAGUGAAGCCGAACACCGAAAAACUGCAGCCAACUACAACUCCUGCAUCAGUCACAUGAAGCAGCUCGAGAAGAAACUCAAACGCUCCAUCAACAAAUCCAGGCCUUACUUUGAACUGAAGUCCAAGUAUUAUAUCCAUCUUGAGCAACUGAAGCGGCACGUGGACGAGCGGCAGGCGAAACUGGUGGUGGCGAAGGCAGAGUACCGCACAGCUCUGCGGAAUCUGGAGAGUAUCUCAGAGGAGAUCCACGCUCAGAGACGCUCGCUCGCUCUGGGCCUCCGUGAGCAGGGCGUGGGUGCAGAGAAGGACACCACCCAUGAGGACAUCGACGACUUCAACAUGGAGUCAGACGGGUUGUCCAUGGUGUCCGUGUGCAUGGAUGGAGAGAGCAGCAGUAGCUCCUCUGGGGAAGAGUCUGACACCUCCACCCCUCUGUCCUCAUCAUCCUCCACUCCCUUGGACCUGCCCUCUCCCCUGGUGUCCCCUUUAGAGCCCCCUCUAGAGCACCCUCUCAAGCACCCAUUGGCCCCCAGUCCCAGCUCAGUGGAGGCUGCGGGCCUGUGCAGCUCCCUUAGUCCAGACUCCCCUGUCCUGGGCCCUCGCAGCCAGUGCAGCGGGGCCUCGUCUCCAGAGUGUGACCAGGAGAGAGACGACAGAGCAGAAGAGGCAGAGGAGGCACUAGAAGCAGGCCUGAACAAACUCACACUGACUGUAGCAGAGAAAGACUUGAGAGACUCUGAUGGAGAAAGUGAAGACCCUGGAUAUGUGAGCCCGGACCCCCCACCCUGCUGCCCAACACCAUCUGAAGCUCAGCUAAUAACACUGCCAUGA
Molecule: messenger RNA, 1350 nt
Organism: Knipowitschia caucasica
Lineage: Eukaryota; Metazoa; Chordata; Actinopteri; Gobiiformes; Gobiidae
Source: the annotation of a GenBank genome assembly